GAUUGUGAUUGCACACACACACACACAUACACACUCACGCAAGCACACACACGCACACACACACAAGAGCAUAGCUGAGAGGCAAGGACUGCAGCAGCAUGCACCAACCGCGGCUGAGCUGUUCGGGGACACGAGGAAGGGGAAGUGAGGAGAGAAAACAGUGUGCUCGCUCACACCAGCCUGCGUGAGCAUCUUUGCAGCGGUGGGAACGAUGCAUUUCAAGAGCAGAUAGUUUAUGUUAUCCGGACUCAUCUGCACUGCCUCUGCAUCCCAUUCACCCUGCUCCUCCCACUCCAAGUCUUCCUCCUCCUCCUGUCUACAGCAUCAUUAGACAGGACUACAGAUUGACCGGGACUGGCGAGUGGUGGAGGGUCAGGUUUGCCCCGGCUGAUAGAUUCGUCUGUGGCUAUGCUACAUCUACUCCUUCACUGAUGGCUGGAUUGUAAUCAACAUUUGGAGCAGGAAGAUAAUCCACAACCCGCAAGGAAUCUUGGAUGUGUGUGUCACUCUUUACCGGUGUUGUCAUUGGCGCAUUUCCUCUAUUUCGCUGGUUGUUUUUGCCUUCUCUGAGACUGGCUAGCAGGCACUGCAGCAUCAGGACCGCAAGACCCAUGAAGAGGUAGGGCAUGAGGACCCAGGGGCGACCCAAAGGAAGGGCUUGAGUGCUUCCAUUGCUACCACUGCUGCUGAGGUGCUUAUCUUGAUUUUUUUUUUUUUCACCAGAAAAGGGUGUCUGGUGGGGGUUGGGGUGGGUGGUGACAGCACAGGUACCCAGGCCCCUGCAGAGCAGAGCGGGUGGCUCUUGCGUCGAGGCAGGCAGGACGUCCUGUGGGAAAGGUGGGGGGGGGAGAAGAAGGGCUGGCUCGAGCAUUGGGCUCCUGAUGGUGGCUAUUUUUGUCUUCCCUAGCUGAGUGAUUGGGACAGCGGGUGGAAGAGAAGAUGCUUAUGGCCCGAGACACAGCGCGGGACGAGGCUCAAAAGCUACACAGGAAGUGGCUGAAGCACCAGGCCUUUAUGGCGGAACUGGCCCGCAAUAAAGAAUGGCUGGCCAAGAUAGAACAGGAGGGUCAGGAGCUGAUCCAGGAGAAGCCAGAGCUGCGUUUAGUCGUUCAGCAGAAGCUGGAGGAGAUCAGAGAGUGCUGGUCUGACCUGGAGAGCACGACCAAGGCCAAGGCCCGCCAGCUCUUUGAAAACAACAAGCCAGAGCCGGCAAUGAAGAGCUACUCGGACCUCGACAACCAGCUCUCCCACCUGGAGCAGCAGCCUCCCCAGCUGGAACAGGCACACCAUCUGCCCACCUUCAAUGAGCAGCUCCAGAAAUUCCAGGCUAUGGAAUCUCAGAUAGGGGACUUUUACAAGGAUGUGGGAGAGCUGGGAAGCUUGCAGGGGGUCUGCCUACCCCAGCAAGGGCUGAUGGCAGGUGACAGGGAGGGCGGCGAGCAGUCAGGCGUGGUGGAGACCCGCAUCGUCCGCCUCAUUGAGCCCCUGAAAGAGAGACGCCGCAUCCUGCUGGCUUCCAAAGAGAUGCACCAAGUCGCUCAGGACCUGGAGGAUGAGAUAACACUCCAGAGGGAGCUGACAGGGCGGCGGGCUCGUGUUGAGGAGGUUCUGGACCGGGCGGGGAUAAUCGCUUCGCUGAGGACUCCUGAGGUGGAGUUUGUGCGUGAAGGGGCAGGGCAUGUGCGCCAGCUCUGGGAGGUUUUUCAGCUGGAGACGGAAAGGAGGUCUGUGAUGCUGGACGCCGCGCUGCAGGCUCAGCAGUACUACAGUGAGGCGGCUAAAGUCGAGUCCUGGCUGUCAGGUCAGAAGCUCCAUCUGGUCAAUGAAGAAAAAGGCACGGACGAGGCGAGCACCCUGCAGCUGCUGAAGGCCCACCUGGCUCUGGAGCAAACAGUGGAAACAUAUGCAGAGACAGUAGGCAUGCUAUCCCAGCAAUGCCAGCAUCUACUGGAACUUGGACACCCAGAAAGUGAGCAGAUCACCAAGCAGCAGUCCCACAUAGACCGGCUGUAUGUGUCUCUGAAGGACAUGGUGGAGCACAGGAAGACCAAGCUGGAACAGCAGUACUGGCUCUAUCAGCUCAACAAGGAGGUGGAGGAGUUAGAGAAGUGGAUCACUGAGCGCGAGGUGGUGGCCAGCUCCACUGAGCUGGGCCAAGACCUCGAGGAUGUCACGGUGCUUCAGGAGAGAUUCACCAAGUUUGCCUCAGAAACCAACAGCAUUGGCCAGCAGCGCAUGGAGCAGGUGAACAAAAUGGUGAACGAGAUGAUCGACUGUGGCCACUCGGACGCAGCCACCAUCGCUGAGUGGAAGGACGGACUGAACGAGUCGUGGGCCGACCUCCUGGAGCUGAUGGAGACCCGCAGACAGAUGCUGGCAGCAUCGCACCAGCUGCACAAGUUCUUCACUGAUUGCAAAGAGGUCUUGGCUCAGAUCGCAGGGAAGAUGAAGCAGCUGCCAGAGGUGAGGGCGUGCCAAGCCAACAUCACCAAUCCAGCCACCCUGCAGAGACUCAUGCACUCCUUUGAACAUGCCCUUCAACUGCUAGUCGCACAGGUGAGGCAGCUGCAGGAGAAUGCUGCCCAGUUGAGGACCAUCUAUGCAGGUGAGAAGGCUGAGGCCAUUAUGGUCAAAGAGCAGGAAGUGAUGGAGGCGUGGAAGGAGCUGCUGAGCUCUUGUGAGGCCAGUCGCGUCCAGGUCACUUCAGUAACCGACAAGGUGCAGUUCUUCUCAGUGGUGCGUGAAAACCUGAUGUGGAUGGAAGGCAUCAUGGGCCAGAUAGGAUGGGAUGAGCCCCGAGAUUUGACGGCUCUCGAGGUGAUGAUCAGACAACAUCAGGAGCUGAAAGCCAAAAUAGACGGCCGCAGCAAGACCAUACAGCAGUGUGCAGAUCUCGGCAAGAUCCUGAUAGCUGCAGGCAACCCUGCAUCAGAGGAGAUAAAAGAGAAGUUGGACAGCCUUCUGGCUAAGCAGAAGGAUCUUGUUGAAAAAUGGGACAAACACCAGGAAAAGUUACAGCGCAAGCAGGAAAAGUUCCAGUUUGCCCAGGAGACAGUAAAGGCGGAAGCUUGGCUGAAAGCCAAGGAGCCGCUGAUCACCUCUAAGGAGCCAGAGGGAGGAGAGGCCCGGGCCCAAACAGACGAGGUUGAGCAGCUCAUCCUUCGCCACGAGGCCUUCCGCAAGGCUGCGGUAACCUGGAAAGAACGCUUCAGCUCUCUCCGCCAGCUUUCCGCAGCUGAGAAGAAAAAAGAGGAGGAGAAAAAGACAACCCCACUCUCCAGCCGAAGGAUGUUCCCAUUAUCUUGUCUGACUCCCAGUGUUCCCUCAACCAGUGCUACCUCAUCUUUCUUGAGGCAUACGGUACAGGCGCAUAUAGAACCCAAACCCUUACAGACCAGUCUGGAUCUGGGUGCCACCCCUGCAACCCAGAGACUGUCCUCAACCCUCGCCAGCUACAACCCAGUUAUAAAUGGAUCAGGCUACCACGGACUGGAACAGCAAUGCAGUGGGAAGUUGGUGAGCUCUUCGUACCUUGGGAUGAACCACCAGGUGGCUGGAGGUGGAAGUGACUCCGGUUUCUCUGCGCUGACCUCCCACAGUGUUGGAGCAGACACUUCUACUUACCUUGGGCUAAACCAUCAAACUACUGGCAGUGCAGAGAGCUCUGGGUACUUUGGACUGACUACUGGGUGUGUGGGUGGUAUGCAAAACCAUCUAGGCAGUGGCAGGUUAGGAAGUUCAGGUAACCUAGCUCAGCAACAAAGCAGUGGGAUGGGAAGCCCUGGCUUUCUGCCUCAACAGAAUAUGGGCAGUUCUGGAUAUUUGACCCAGCCACAAAAUAUGGGAAGUUCUGGAUACUUAGGACAGCAGCCUAAUUUAGGGAGUUCAGGAUAUUUGGCACAACAGCCUAAUAUGGGGAGUUCUGGGUAUUUGGCACAACAGCCUAAUAUGGGGAGUUCUGGGUAUUUGGCACAACAGCCUAAUAUGGGGAGUUCUGGGUAUUUGGCACAACAGCCUAAUAUUGUGAGUUCUGGAUACCUAGCGCCGAAUUAUCAGAGCAGUGGGGGAUUGGGUAGCUCAGGCUAUCUGGCACAAAAUCAUUACAGCAGUGGAAGUCUGGGCAGUUCUGGUUACCUGGCGCAGAGUGGUGGCAUCAUGGACCCUAAAAUGGCGUAUGCAUGGCAGCACCUGAAAGCUGACUUCAUCCAGCCCAGAAUCAACCAUAUUCACAAGGCUGUAAACCCCCUCCUAGAAGCCAGCAGAGUGCAGCGGGAACAGUUUGGGGACAUCCCUAUGGCAGACAUGGUGGGACCAGAGUCAGGGCUGGAGCUCCUUCACGGCCGUCUCCAGAGGGAUCCCCGUGGCAGCCGCUCUGAUCCUCAGAUGGAUCAUCUGAGGCGAGAGAGGGAGUACAAGCUGGGCAGACAGACCUCCAGCGAACAGGAGAUCCAGGCCAGGCUGAACGAGCUGCCGCUGAUUGUGCGUCAGGAGCGAUACCGGAGGCGCCUGGAGAGGCAGUCAUCGAGUGAACAGGAGGGGAGCAGCAAGCAGAGGCUGCAGAGGCAGGACUCGAGUGACCUGGAGGGCUCUGUUAAGGAGGGCUCUGACAAACGCUCAGGGGAGAAGAGAUCGACCAUGGCAGAGAUUGUAGAACAGGUCCAGGAGAGAGAAGCAGCAAAUGCACGAGGAGAGCCUUAUCGGCCUCCUAGCAGCCUCUCAGCACCCGUGACUCGUUUUGAUGGACGUCCUCGUGCCCGAGACCGCCCCAAACCAAGGAGGAGGCCCCGUCCAAAAGAGCCUGAGGAGACACGACGUUCUCGCUCAGCUCCAGCUACUGGUGCCCCAACGACACCUCAGCCGCCUUCACACACUGCCCAUAAUGAAGGUUUCCUCUACCGCAAAAAGGUCACCACCUCUGACCUUGAAGCUCAGCAGAGAAGCCCAAACAGCAAGUCCUGGGUGAACGUAUAUUGUGUGCUGAAAGAGGGACAGCUGACCUUCUACAAGGAUGCUAGGCACCACAACACAACGUACAAUGAAGAGCCUCCCGUUGACCUUAGUAACUGCUCAUUUGAUCCUUCAAUGGGAUACAAGAAAAAGAAAAAUGUCUUCAUUCUUCAAAUAAACGAUGGAAACAACUUUGCAUUCCAUGCAAAAGAUGAGGAGGACCUGAAGGCUUGGACUUCAAAUAUCACCACCUGUAUAGCUGAACAUGAAGCCAUGGCCAAGUGGGACAAGCCCGGCACCUCGUCCAUGGACCCCGACGGUUCAGAGAGGAAGGAGAAGUCGGAGGGGGACGCAGAUGCCAGGUCAGAGAGGUCCGAGCUCGCCGAAGGGGAGGAGAGGUCUGAGAAGGAGAGGUCAGAGAAAGGGGAUGGCUCUGAGAAGUUAGACACAUCAGAAAUUGCCGACAAAUUGGAGGGCGGGGCGGGGGGCUCCAGCACGUCUGGCAAGAGCAAAUGAGGAGCCCCUUUGCAUUUUAACAUUACUCACUGACAAAAGGUGUGGGAGGCGGUGGGUGGGAGGGAGGGAUGGAUGGAGAGCAUGUGCAGCUAGGUUUGCAGAUCCUCGUUCACAGAGCUGGAACACACUGAGGCCAUGGUCCUUGGACUGACUAUUGUUACUGUGACAGACUAAUCUCUCAGCCCCUCCCCGUCACCCAGGCAAUACAUCAGUGCUUGCAUUGUGCCACCUGCUGGUAGAUAAGAGGUCGGCACAGACAGACAGACUGACUCCAACAAGUGGUCCCAGGAAUUAGCCACUGUCACGUCCCAUCGAUGAUCGUUUAAUCUCUUGGAUUCACAGCAUCUUUCUGUAUGUAUCUUUGACUGAUAAUGUAAUGUCUAGGUAGACAAACCCGAGAAGAGGUGAAUGAAAUGUUUCACAAUAUUAAAAAAGAAAAACAUUUUUUUGAAGCAAUAUACUUUUUUAUUUCUUCUCUUUGUUAAAGAGAGAAAAAGGGAAAAGGAAACAAGAAAUAAUUGCAAAUGUGAACCCUAUGAUUUGUCACAUCCACGUAAGCUUACUCCAGGCAGUUGUGCACCUUAGACACUUGACACAUCUGUAUACUUAUCAUAAUGACAUUUAAUCCCAUCACAUGGCUAGCUUUGAAUCAUCUUAAUAUAAUGGAAUGCUGGUGUUACCCACCUGACUUCAUUGGUGUCAAUGAAUACACAUUUCUACAGUUUCCUUUCAACAUUUUAUUAUUAUUAUUAUUAUUAUUAUUAUUAUUAUUAUUAGUCCACAAUGAUCCAUGUCAAGAAAAGAGCUUUCCAUCAAAUUCUAAUCCAUUAACCCAAGGUGUGUUCAAAGUGGCAAUGCUCAAAGUGACACAAUGCCUUUGUAUACAUGACAAAAAUCAGAACAUUGCAUGAAAUAGUCUAUUAGUGCACCUGUUAAACUUGCCUUUAUUUUUAUGUUCUUGAAAUAAGUUGGGCAGUAUUGCAAUAAUUUAAUGUGAGUGCGGGAAAUGGAUUUGCUAUCAUGGUCCAUUUCUCAAAAUUCAGAGGUAAGUUUGACAAGGUAGGGUUGUCUUCUAUCCACAGUAAGCAUGAGAAGAAGGGGUUGUUUUUUUGGGGAGAAGUGACUACUCCUUGAUCUGUAACAUGAAUUAAGAAGCCAAAUGGCCCCUCUGCUGUUUGUACUGUAUUACUGCAAUUUACUUUCCACAGAAUGUACUGAUUUCAGCUGUGAAAUGUUCAAUCACCACUGAGUUUGUGGUGCCCAAAAUUGUAAAACCCUGAAGCAGUUCACUGAGAGUUAAACCUCUCUGUACCCUGUGUCUUUCAUUUGAAGUUCAAACUGAUUGGAAUCUCUCCAUCAAAGGCAAGUUAAAUGUAAAACUGUCAUGAUUCGAGUCAUGAAUUGUAUAUACCUAUCUUUGUAUGUAUACCAAUAAACCCUGUGCUCUAAUAAAACAAUACUCUGAAGUGAAAUGGGUAAAAUUAAAACAUUUGUAUUAAUCCACAAAUAAAAACAAUCAUCACUCAAAUAUAUUAAUGUUUAUUACAUUUAAUGAAAAAUAUGCAAAUUAGGAGUCACUAUUAUAUACGUACACCAGUAUCUAGUUGUAUGAAACACCUUUUACCAGGGAAGAGCAGCAGGACAUACUGUAGGUAUGCUUGCUGUAUUUUUAUAUGCCUAUAUUUAUUCAUAUCAGAUUCAGGAGUUGCCCCGCAGCCCCAAUAAGAACUUGUAAGAAUAGCUGAUUGAGUAGUCAGUGUGUCUGUGACAAGUGUGCUAAAUUUAUAUAUUACAGACAAAAAAAAUCAACUAGUCUGGGCAGUUCAGUAUAAACUGCUCUGGAUAAUCUAAUCAUUGGUGACUGUACGAAGUACAGUAUGCUGUGAUCACAGAACAGGCAUUAGUCCACUUAUGGUUUGUUAUGUAUGUCAAUUAUUUUUACAUAUAUAAGUACAAUUAAUGUUUCCUUAAUGUCAGUAAAAUGUAGCCAUUUUGACACAUUGUACUCACAUUAAAAACAAAGGAGGAAAUACACAUGCAGUGUGCAGCAGCUGAGACUUUGUUCAAAUGUAGUUAGUGUUUUUCCAUUUUCCAUCCUAUCAAAUCGCACCUCAAAUAUGUAAAAAAAAAAAAAAAAAAAAAAAAGACUAAUUAACAGUCUUCCUUUCUAUAAAAACACCAAAAGUAUAUGUCAGAUGCAGUCAGUAAUUCACUGACUUGAGGAUUGUAGUGACAGUGUGCUGUGUCUGUCUGUAUAACUGCAGCCUUCAAAUUAGUUGAACGAGAACGGACAAGCUAUGCUAUGAUGUGAAUGUUAUUUUCAUUUGUCACUCACUGUUUUUACAUAAGUGCCAUGUCAUGCAGUUUGCUGAAACGUGGGGUUCAAAAGAGAAAACAACAACUGGUUAUUGAAACAUGAAUAACUGGCUGUAAUUGUUCUGAUUCAUUGCUCAUGGAAGAUAUUCAGCCCGCAUCACCAUGUGCGUUUAAAAGUGUUUGCUUCGCAUCACUUUUAUGAAACACACACGGGAUUUUUUUCAACAGUGUUAUAACAGUAACAGUCGAAAUUAAAUAGGCAGCAUAAACCGUGACUGAAGAAAAAAAUAUUGUGCAAACUUUGUUUCCUUCAUGGAUGGUCUUAAAAGUGUGUAUGUCUUUGUUACUUUACAUUACAACUUGCUGCUAUGACAUUAAAUAAACCUCCAAACCUGCUGAUGCAAACUUGACGUGGAAUUGAUGUGGACACACGUGCUGGUCACAGACACACCUAACAGACAGGAAACAGUUUGCUCCUCACAUUGGUUUUCAACUGCAAGCUGAGUGGUUCUCUACUCAACUGCGCGUUCUUGAAACUAACAAUCAACUUUUACUGCAGCUCUCUCAGUAUCCGUGAAUUUGAAGGUGAAGACUCCAGCUGAAAAGACACAACAUUAGCAUCAUGGGGUAGCAGCAGCAUUAUGGAAUACAUUUUGGAGGUCGUACCGAACAUACAGUAAAGUAUGUAGGUAUGACACAUGUAAACACACUCAACUGAUACACUUAUUAAAAUGAUGAAAAUAUCCUUUUUCAAACCACAGUCUGUGUUCGUCACAUAACUGUUAAGCGCCCCCUGGCGUUAGAGCUGGACUAGCCUUCAUACUGACUCUAGUGCAGGACUGAAUCUUUGGUUCGACUCAACUGAAGGCCUGGUAUUUUCCAAACUGUGUCCAUGUCAAGGGGUUAUCUAAAUGCUUCCGAUCUGUCCCGCUUGCUUCUGUACAUACAGUAACUGGGACAACGCAAACAUUUUUAUGCUGUAUUUAUGGCUUUCUUAUAGCAACCAAUGAAAAUGCGGAAUCUCAUCCCAGCUACGUAUGUGCAGUUUUGAAUAAAAUGUGAGUGGACAUGUGAAUCAUUUAUGUGAGUAAAAAAAAAAAGGUUCAUACAACUUUUGUUUUGCACUAAAGUACAGCCCCAUGCACAGUGUAAGACAGUAUGCAGGGUCUCUUCUAUAAUAAAACACAAAUACAUACAUACAUGUAUACAGUACUGCACAAAUUCAGCACAACUUGAUGUGUUUUAAGAAUGUACAUUUUAAUUAUGAUUUGUUUAUUGAAUUGAAUAACAUCUGCCAAUAUCUGUCUGUGGAAAUAUGAAAUAUGGUAUUGUCUCAUAAAAUCUGUUCAUCCCUUGA
Molecule: messenger RNA, 9136 nt
Organism: Siniperca chuatsi (mandarin fish)
Lineage: Eukaryota; Metazoa; Chordata; Actinopteri; Centrarchiformes; Sinipercidae
Gene: sptbn4a
Product: spectrin, beta, non-erythrocytic 4a
Exons: 18
Coding region: 940-5463 (1507 amino acids)
Biological process (GO): actin cytoskeleton organization
Cellular component (GO): plasma membrane; cortical actin cytoskeleton; cell junction
Molecular function (GO): actin filament binding
Source: RefSeq, a predicted model, not a curated record